AGGCUGCGGCUCAGGUCGCAGCCGUUCAGUCAGUCUUCGGCAUGUGCAGCAACGACACGACGCCUCAGCGCCUGGUCGCCCCCAGCGCCGUCAUGCCCUAUCCACCCAAUUCGGCCUCCAACGCCUCACCACCGGCCCCCGUGCCACCUCCGACCCUGCCGACGGCCACCCUUGAGCAGUACAGACUGCAGCUCUACAACUACGCGCUGGCUGAGAGGCUCAGGUAUACGCACCCUGCGCUCCUCUCGGCUGCGGCCGCAGCGCACCAUCCUGUUGCUUACCCUGGAGGACCUUUACAGGCCGCCGUCGCCGCAGCGGCAGCCGCCGGCAUGCGCGCCCACGAGUUUCCCGGUCUCUACGCGUACGGCAAGUUUGAUCCGCGCCUCUACCGCUCGCCCGAAGAGCCCAAACCGCAGCACAGCUACAUCGGCCUGAUCGCGAUGGCCAUCCUUAGUUCGCCGGACAAGAAGUUGGUCCUCUCGGACAUCUACCAGUACAUCCUGGACAACUACCCCUACUUCCGGACGCGCGGCCCCGGCUGGCGAAACAGCAUCCGGCACAAUCUAUCCCUGAACGACUGUUUCAUCAAGGCGGGACGCAGCGCCAACGGCAAAGGUCACUACUGGGCCAUCCACCCCGCCAACGUCGAUGACUUCACCAAGGGCGACUUCAGGCGUCGCAAAGCCCAGAGGAAGGUCCGAAAACACAUGGGUCUGGCCGUGGACGAGGAGGACUCGCCCAGCCCCCCGCCCCCCAGUUCGCCCCCCGGCGCCACCAGUUGCGCGCCGGUCCUGCGGAAACGCCAGUUUGACGUCGCCAGUCUCUUGGCCCCGGACGAUGGCCCUCGAGCCAAGAUGGUCAAGGCUGAAGAGGAGGAGGAGGAGGACAUCGACGUUGGCCGCGAAGAACCAACGCGCUCCCCGCCACCCCUGGUUCUGCGACGGGCCGACUUUCUCGCCGCACCCCUCGCCACGCACCCCGUUUUUCCGGCUGCUUUUUCCUCCGUCGAGCAGCUGAGCCGGUACUACGAGCACUUAGCCCGCAGGAGCAGGGAGGUCGUCCAGGCGGGGCAGGUCUCGCCGCCGGACAGUCCCGAUGGUGCAGAGUGAUUGGCUCAUUUUUUGCUAACAAAAUUAAAAUCUCGCAUACAGGUUUCUUCUAUCCGCGCCAAAGACCUUAAUUUUUAUAUUUAGUAUUUUACGUGCCAUUUCCGAUGCUGCAUGAUCUCUUUAAUUAAUUUUUUGUAUUAUUCCAACUCUUUGCGAUAUUUGGUUUUAUUGCAGACUUAAUUAAUUUUAAAUGCAGAACUGGAGCCAAAACGAUGUGUGUGGAUGUAUAAAUGUAAAAAUUUGUAUAAAAAUCUGGUCAAUGUUCCAACAUAUUUAAAUAAU
Neocloeon triangulifer is the source of this 1391-nucleotide messenger RNA. It is a transcript of the gene fd102C, whose product is annotated as forkhead box protein E3. Gene Ontology annotation, molecular function: RNA polymerase II cis-regulatory region sequence-specific DNA binding; DNA-binding transcription factor activity, RNA polymerase II-specific. Gene Ontology annotation, biological process: regulation of transcription by RNA polymerase II; anatomical structure morphogenesis; cell differentiation. NCBI's taxonomy places the organism in Eukaryota, Metazoa, Arthropoda, Insecta, Ephemeroptera, Baetidae. The record is from RefSeq and is a predicted model, not a curated record. Bases 42 to 1109 code for a protein of 355 amino acids. The transcript is spliced from 3 exons.